AUGACUACUGAAGCCAUAGAUCGUAACGAACAACAAAAUGACCAUGCUGUUCUUCUGAAAGUAAAAGACAUCCUGCAGGAAUGGGACAAGAAAAUAGCUGAAAAAGACAAAGAGAUUGCUGAAAAAAACACACAAAUUACUGAAAAAGACCGAGCACUCGCAGAAAAAAACGCAGAAAAAAACACAGAAAUUGCUGAAAAAGACCCAGAAAUUGCUACAAAAGACGAACAAAUUGCUAAAAAAGAUGCAGAAAUUGCUGAAAAAGACGCAGAAAUUGCUACAAAAGACCAAGAAAUUGCUAAAAAAGACGAACAAAUUGCUGAAAAAGACGCAGAAAUUGCUACAAAAGACGAACAAAUUGCUACAAAAGACGAACAAAUUGCUGAAAAAGACGCAGAAAUUACUAGAAAAGACCAAGAAAUCGUAAAAAAAGACGAACAAAUUGCUGAAAAAGACGAAGAAAUUGCUAAAAGAGACGAAGAAAUUGCUACAAAAGACGAACAAAUUGCUACAAAAGACGAACAAAUUGCUGAAAAAGACGAAGAAAUUGCUAAAAGAGACGAAGAAAUCGCUACAAAAGACGAACAAAUUGCUAUAAAAGACGAACAAAUUGCUAAAAAAGACGAACAAAUUGCUGAAAAAGACGAAAAAAUUGCUGAAAAAGACGAAAAAAUUGCUACAAAAGACGAACAAAUUGCUGAAAAAGACGAACAAAUUGCUAAAAGAGACGAAGAAAUCGCUACAAAAGACGAACAAACUGCUAAAAAAGACGAACAGAUAGCUGAAAAAGACGAAGAAAUUGCUACAAAAGACGAACAAAUUGCUAUAAAAGACGAAGAAAUUGCUACAAAAGACGAACAAAUUGCUGAAAAAGACGACCAAAUUGCUACAAAAGACGAACAAAUUGCUAAAAAGACGAACAAAUUGCUACAAAAGACGAAGAAAUUGCUACAAAAGACGAACAAAUUGCUGAAAAAGACGAAGAAAUUGCUAAAAGAGACGAAGAAAUCGCUACAAAAGACGAACAAAUUGCUAUAA
Dendronephthya gigantea is the source of this 1038-nucleotide messenger RNA. Its product is annotated as interaptin-like. Bases 1 to 1038 code for a protein of 345 amino acids. NCBI's taxonomy places the organism in Eukaryota, Metazoa, Cnidaria, Anthozoa, Malacalcyonacea, Nephtheidae. The transcript is spliced from 2 exons. The record is from RefSeq and is a predicted model, not a curated record. Gene Ontology annotation, cellular component: type III intermediate filament.